This is a messenger RNA of Lecanosticta acicola, 1056 nucleotides long. The record is from the annotation of a GenBank genome assembly. NCBI's taxonomy places the organism in Eukaryota, Fungi, Ascomycota, Dothideomycetes, Mycosphaerellales, Mycosphaerellaceae.
AUGCCCGUGCAACUCCUCCCGGCUUCAGCGCAGGCCUUUGCGCCUCGAUCUGGUCCGGAAAUCGUUCUCAACACCAAGGUUGAGCCUUGGUUGACACAGACGUUGAAGCGUAUCAACCGGAUCAAGCGCCCCCUCAACAGCGUUCCACAACACUUUCGUUGUCUGACAGAGACACUCGGCGGCCCCAACGCGAUCUGGACGCUUGCGUCCCUCAUGCUGCCCAAGGCACCCGAUAGCGAGCUGCGCAAAGACUCCAAUCCACUUGUAGAAGCGCUCUUCAACCACCAGUUCAUCCACCUCGAGGCCUACAUCGUACACGUCGACAUGGUUUCCCAACACGAGGUUGCCUUCAAGCUCACUCCCGAGACCAUCGAACUCUUGGUCGACUACCACAAGGACAUCUACUCGGUCGAUGCAUCAGCAAGCACCUGGAGUUGGCCAGAGAAGGAAGCGCAGGUCAAGAAGAUGCAGGAAGAGUUCGUCCAGGCCGCGAACAAGUUCGUCUUCAGGACUGCUGUUCGGGCCUUGGAAGGCAUGGAGGAGGAUGGCGCGGGCGAACUGCUCGAGGGUCGCUCGGAAGAAGUCAAGAACGCCAUCAUGAAUCUCUUCCUCCCUCUGCUGCCUCCGCCACCGCGAAUCGUCGAUGUCAUUCACCCGCCGACAAUCCUUCCCAACACCUCCGUUCCAGGCCACUGGUGGGCCCCGCAGCAAUCCAUGGCACCGGCGCAUCCAGCGCCCGUGGACUCGUGGAAAGUGCUUCCGUCGACACCGUCGCCCACCGCCACCUCGUGCAGCGACAAUCCACCGAGCAGUUUCUGGCAAGAUAUGCACUUGAACCUCGUGCAGCUGCCUUCGCCGACACCUUCCUUCAGCCAGCCGUACACUGCGGCACCCUCUCAAUAUUACGGCUCGCCCGAGUGUCUUGCACCGAUGCCGGCCAUGUCGUUCCCGAGCUCGAUGCCGCAGCAUUGUGCGACGGACGUCGGAAUGGGCGGUUUCAACGAUUUCGGUUGGAGUCAAGGCCACUUCGCCCCUCAGUACGCCACCACAGUAUGA